Ricinus communis (castor bean) is the source of this 1430-nucleotide messenger RNA. RefSeq lists its product as uncharacterized. NCBI's taxonomy places the organism in Eukaryota, Viridiplantae, Streptophyta, Magnoliopsida, Malpighiales, Euphorbiaceae. Bases 136 to 1050 code for a protein of 304 amino acids. The transcript has 2 exons. The record is from RefSeq and is a predicted model, not a curated record.
AAUGAAUCCUAUUUCCCCAUAUGAGGUCAGUCAUUGUAAUUGCCAACCUCUUCUCCCUUUCACAAACAAACAAUCUUCUCCUCUCUUCUCUCUUCUCUCCUCCAUUCACAUUUUCCCCAAAUUUUUAAAAACACCAUGUUAGAUCCAGGCACUGACUUCUCACCAGAAAAAAACCAUGUACAUUUUCCCAACCGAACCAGCGACAGUUAUGACAGUUAUGGUGCCAUAAAUUACAAAGCUCGAGCCCAGAAGACAGCACAGAAUUAUGCUAAUUACCAGAACUGGAACUCCACGGCUGAUUUUGGAGCUGAAAGAAGACUCAUCGAAGAUGAUGAUUCGGGUGUUUGUUCCCCGCCUUUAUGGAGAACAAGUCCACCCAGAAGUCCCCAACAUCGCCAAAAUCAUUACCGAAGUUUGUCUCCAUCAGCAAGAACUCAAGCUAUUGUUAGAGGGCAAAAAGAGCUUAUGGAAAUGGUGAGUAGAAUGCCUGAAGGGUGUUAUGAGCUAUCUUUAAAAGAUAUAGUAGAAAAACCCAUGGUUGAUCAGGUUGAUGAUCAGAGUGUUAAAGAAGAAAGUUUUAGUAAAGAAAGGAGCUGUAUAGUAAACAAUGGAGAUAUGCAAGUAAAGAAAAAGAAUGAAAAGAAAGUGAACAUGAACAGAAGUGGCAGUAUAGAUAAUGGAGGGUUUCUUUUAAAGAUGGUGUUUCCAAUUUCUUGGAAUUCAAGAAACAAGAAAAAAAAUGGUAGUAAGAAAAUAAGAAAGGAUGACAAUUCUGUGAUGAAUAAUAGUGGAAGGGUAUCUCCAAGGCCUUUGUUAUUUGAUGGAUCUGCUGCUGCCGCUGCAAAAGAUGGAGAAAAUGAGUGGUGGAAGAAUAGAUUUGUGGAGAAAGAGGAGAGCUAUGAGAGUGGUGGAUUUAGUAGUAAUAGUGGAAGCUCUAAAAGCAGUGGCUGUAGCAGCAGUAGAAGUAGCAGCAGGAACAGCAGUGGCAGGCAAGUAAGAGGUGGUUGCUGGUCUUUCAUUUUCAGGAAGGGAGGGAAGAAAGCAGAAUAAAGGAUCAGUGUCCUGUGAAUUUGAGAAAUUAUAAUGAAAGGUUUUGGAUGUUGCUCUUCCAAUAAGUUGGUGAAAAGGAAAAAAAGAAAAAAGGACAAGAUGCAACAACCAAGAUUUGCACUGUAGAAUAUGUAUAUUCUUACUGAUGCUUGAAGAGUCUUUUAUGAUUGUUCAGUUUAUAUUAUUUCAUGUUUUGUUCUUUCACUUGAUCUAUACAUAUACAUAUAUUAUUUAUACCCAUCUGUGCUUAGAGAGGGAGAAUUUAGGUGAUGAGUUGUUUUUUUUUUAUUUUUUUUUAUGCUGUGCUGCAAAUUAAUGCUUCAAAUUUUACAAAUUGUUGUAAUGAAUUAUAUGAAGGAAAUAUAAGUGUUAUUCAUCAA